AUGAAGUUCUCAGCUCUUGCCGUUGCCGCCUUUGCUACUGCUGCCAGCACUGUUUCUGCCACUAUCACUCUCAUUCAACCUUGGGCCUCCACUACCUGGACUGCUGGUCAAGCCGGUACUGUUCAAUGGAGUUCUUCUGCUGAUUUGGCCUCCAAGUACUGUGAAAUUCACUUGUUGACCACUGUUAACAACACUGUCUCCUUUGUUUCCAACUUCACUGCCAACGGUAACUUGAUCCCUUGUACCUACACCUCUGCCAACUUCCACCCCUUGCCCGAUUACCCUGCUGGUCAAUACUCCAUCCGUAUGGGUCCCAAUGGUGAAAGCACUGACUCCUACGCUUACUCUGGUGAAUUCCCCUUCGUUGGUCAAGGUUCUGUCGCCAUCUAA
Gilbertella persicaria is the source of this 390-nucleotide messenger RNA. RefSeq lists its product as uncharacterized. The record is from RefSeq and is a predicted model, not a curated record. The transcript is spliced from 2 exons. Bases 1 to 390 code for a protein of 129 amino acids. Lineage: Eukaryota; Fungi; Mucoromycota; Mucoromycetes; Mucorales; Choanephoraceae.